UAGUUAAUUGGAAUUGUGAGAGAUCGAGAAGAAUGUAAGUAGCGAUGAACCAAAUUAGUUUUCUCUGAUCGAGAGAAGUUUUAUUUUGUACAGUUCAAAUGAACAAAUUGUAUGUUUGGUUUCGUAGGGAGAGAUUGAGAUGUACUGUUCAGCUCAAGUAACAGAAAAUGAGUUUGCAGCAGUUCAACCAACAAAAGCAUUACGAUCGGACGGUUCAGAUGUCACAACCGUUCUUUUGGUUGACAACAAUAAUCGGUCAUCACAUGGGCGAUUUUUAAAUGUUAAACCGGCCGUUGGUUUGCUAACAUCAACCGCAAGAACGUUUAUCCAGGAAGGGGUUACCACCGAAUAUGCGACAAAAGUGUUGGGAACAACACUAGACAAUGGACGUUUGUACGCACAACUACUUACGAAAAGUUCGCGUGUUCUUUACGAUCACGAAAAUUCCCCAAAUCCCACAAAAUCCUAUUAUUCCCAACUUAAUGACAUUGUAUCAGAUAGUGAUGAGGGUGGCGAUUGGCCGCAUAAUAGAAAUGAAUAUGAUAAUCCGGUGACAUUCAUUAAAAACACGGAUUAUAUCUCACCAAAUCAGCCCUUAAAUGCGUUUUUGGUUUAUCCGACAGCUAGGCAAUCGCCGAUUUCUGAAAAUGAUGAGGUUGUUGACUACAGACGUAACGAGAAAAAAGAAAUUGUAAUGGCUGAUCACAUACGAGCUGAAGCGCUGGUUGAUCGACAACCAGAAAAUACCCUUGAUAGUGUACAAAACGUCAAGGAAUCGUUCAGCGUAUCGAAGAGUAGCAGUCAAGGCAACCAAGAAAAUGAUGGUAAAAUGAAAAUUAAAGUGGACAAAGUUCAACCUGCUAAUAAUCUUGCGACCUACACGAUUAAAAAUGAGUUUGCUCCCAGCGGAUUUUCUUGGGACGAUUCGGAUUACGAUGUGCAGACAGAAAAACAAUUUCUCACUACAGCGGAUAAAAGAAAUGGCAAAAUGUUAUAUCAAGUAGGUCUUCCCAAAGAAGAAAGAAAAUUGCCUACGGUGACGUAUUUUGGAUUUGCUGAUUUCACUACCAUUGUUGGCGACACCGUUAUCGUUUUUUCACCACAAACGGCCUCCCCAGUGAAUGUUGGCCAAAUCACUUCUAUCAAAGGUGAUGCUACACUUCAUAACGAUCCAGCAGUGGUUGUUUCAACAGUAAAAACAUUUUUAUCACAUGAACCAGGAAUGGUGACAGAAACAAUAAAGGGACAUACUAUCAAUAUGGAAACGACAUUACCAACUAUGGUCAUUGAACCAGUCACACCAUAUCGCCAAAGUAAAGGUGAAGAUGAAAUGGACAAUUCGGGUCACACAACACCUUUAUCGUCGACUGAUAAAUACGAGGUCACAACCAUAAGUGAUGAAAUGAUAGAGGAGAUGAUGGAGAAAGAAAUCGAGGAGGGAACGCAACGCAUUCAAACUGUUAGUCCAAAUAUGAUACAGCCUUCUGAAAUAACAUCAAGUUCAGUAACUUACUCGAAACCAUCCGAUGACGAUAUUGCUAAAGCUCUAGCUUCCAUAGCAAGUGUCAAAGCAGCACAAGAACAUACAGCCACCGAACCGCUAGAGACUCAAUUCGUUGCAUCCGAAACAAAAGUAUCUGGAGGCGUUACAACCAUUUUCUUUGAAGAUGAUCCAUUCGAUCAAUUUUUCCAAACUUCGCAGACUAGUGAACAAUCGAUUGAACCCACGCCAUCGUCGGUGAUAGAAGUACCAGUUAAGAGUUCAGAACCUGUAGCAGAAAAUGAUGUCGAAGUAACAACAAUAGGAGCUGAUUUGACAACAACUGAAGAAAGCUUGCCAGAAGCCACGACAUUUAAACAAAGUGAUAGUGAUAGUGUUAAUGACGAAGAAGAAGAAGAAGCGGAUGUUACGACAACAGCACCCAAAAUCGACGAAAUUGUUAGCGACAAGAAAGAAACUGUAGAUGCGAAAGAGACUGAAGACGUGAAAGCAGCUAUUCCAUCGUGUAUAGAAGAUAGCAUUCUGUCAUCUGCAACACACCUUAAGACGUUGACAUAUCUGACAACGUACUUCAUUCCUUUCGAGGAUACCACUACCACAUCAAUACACGCUCGUGAAGUUAUAUCAACUGACGUGAAUUAUGCAUGCAUUGCACCAACAUCUGCUGUCAUUGAGCCAAUCAUAACCACAGCCGUGAUAGAUAUUCCAGAAGUGAAAAAAGAACCAACAACAGUACCUAUAAAUAAGGCUGAAAAGGAAGAAGAAACCACCGAGGCUGUUAUGCAAAUUUCAACAGAAUCGAGCGUCACCGAAGCGACAAGUAAAGCAAAUGAUUCUAAUGAAAAGAAAAUUGAAGCCGAGGACGGUGGUGAAGGCGAUGAAAUUGAAUUAAUUUACAAAACACUUUACACAACCUACACGUACUUAACAACAUUCUUCCAUGAAUCUACAUCGAGCAUAUCAAGCCGCAAAGAAGUGGUGACGAACGUUAUCACAUCCACUUUAGAUAUGGGACAAUUGAGUACCGAUGAUGCGUUAUCGAAUUUAGUAGCACAAAUGGGUGGAAAGGACGCAAUUCAACCAACUUCUGUUGGAAUCGGACGACCAACAACAUCCUUCCAACCAAAUGAAAAUAAUCUGCAUGGAUUUGAUGAUGUUUUUUUGGAAGGAAAUCGUGAAGUUCAAGCUACUCCAGCACUUGAUACACAAAAUCUCGAUUUGAGCGAUAUUAAGACAUACUAUACAACAUACACAUACUUUACGACCAUUUUUGUUGAUGGAGAAACUGAAAUUUCGAGUCGAACCGAGGUAUACACGAAUUAUGUUGGAAAUACCAUAACUCCAACUGCCAUGGUUGAUGCAGCCAAAGAAUCCAUCUCAACAAGAACAUAUGACGACAGCGAUGACGUUGAAAACAAUAUUUUGGAACAUACAUCACCGGUAAAAUCCUACGACAAUACUAUCCGUAGAAAUCCUUCUGGGCAGAGCAUUGUAAACGAAGAUAGUACGGAAACAUCGACUGAAAGUGACGACGAAGAAAACAAUGUCAUACAGCCAAGCUACAGCACAAUGUUAAGAAGCGGUGAUGCGUCGUCCGUUGAUGACAAUACUGAGACCCCAAUAACAAUGGUCACAGACGUUAAAUCAAGUAGUUCCGAUGGUGAUAGACAGAUCAUUGAAAAUGUCAAUCGACAGUGGAAUGGUCUUUUAGAAGAUCAAAUAAGCUCCGAAAGUAAUACUGAAGAGAUUGUACCAUCGCCCACACUGCUAUUGCAGACUAGCUAUACCACAUUUACCUAUUUCACAACAAUGUACAUUGGAAAAUCAUCGAGCAAUAUUUUGAGCCGUUUGGAGACAGUUACAAAUGUAGUAACAGAAACACUUCAACCAUCUCGAGCUGUUCAAGAAGAGGAAGCUUCGCUGCCAAUCACAUACUUUACCACGUUCACAUAUUGGACAACAUUGUAUAAGGAUGGUGCAGUCACUACAACUAGUCGAGAAGAGACCAUUUCGAAUGUCAUUUCGCCAUCAGUUUCGAUUGAGCCGACAACCGUGGUUGAGCCGAUAUUAGCUACCACCAUUCCAACUCUAAGUGUUAAUGACGAGGAUGCACCUCCAGCUCAAGUGGUAACUACUAUGCCGUCAUCGUUAUCGCCAGUGGUGAACGCAAGUGAACCAACUACGUAUUACACAACUUAUACGUAUUUCACAACUUUAUACGUUGGUGACGAUACAGUUCUAAACAGUCGAUUCGAAACCGUCACAAAUGUUGUCGAACCUACAGUAACACCUAGUGCGCGAGCUAUCAAUUUACACAACACAAAGAAUGCUAUUCCUGCUGAGAAAAUACAAAAAACGAAAGUUUUUGCUCCAGCUUAUGUUCCCACGCCAGUAAAUGAGCCUAUUGAACCCACUCAACCAGCCGUAGUAAAUUCUGAACCCACUGGAAUUAUAUCGCUGAAUCAAGGCAAAAUAAUUGAUGCUGAAGGUAUAAGCACCAUAUUCUAUACAACCAAGGCUGUAGGUUCUAACAUCAAUGGAUUGUAUGCUCAAGUCAUUGAGAGCACAUCAUCGGUUAAAGUUGAUGAGGCUAAAAAAGCUGCACAAACUUCGUCAACUCCAGAAGUGCCCGGCAGUAGAGUUCAUAAAACGGGACUAGUUCGAUUGAUUGAGGGAACAAUAGUUUCUAAUCGAACCACUACUCUGUACGAAAGUAAGGUAAUUGGAACCGUAAUUGAUGGUCGUUACGCUCAGGUGAUUGAAAGUACUUCGAGUUUCUUGAUCGAAAAAACUCUCGAGCCAACGGGUGUGCUACAAGGGUCAAUUCAGCCUACAGCUACACUGUCAAUUGAAUCAACAAACAUUAUCAGUCCAACGUCAAGCGUAGUGCAAGGAUCAAUAAAUGAAAAUGGAGGUGAUGAUGAAACUGAGGAAGGCUACGAAGAUGAUGAAGAAGGCGAAGAUGAUGGCGAAGAGGAUGACGGAACCGGUAAAAAGAAGUCACGUUUAACAUUCCAGUCGAGAAAACGAACAUUUACUCCUGUUAUUCGUCCAUUUGCAUCAAGAGCACGUCCAACAUUCGCUCCUAAGCGAAAAAAUUUAAGUCCAAGCAGUGCUACGAUUAUUACUCGAUCCGACUUCACACCGACGAUUACCGCAACGCCAGCAAUCAAGUCUGAAAGCUCACGUGGUAGAUUUACGAGUAACAAACGCCAGAGCAGCUCAAUAUCUGUUCCAAACAGCAGCGUUGCUUCUUCAAGUAGUUCCAGACGAUUUUCACGACCAUCUCGUACAUCUGUUGCACCCGGAAGUGGAUUACCAUCUAGCACAUUACCCAGGUCACGUUCAUCAGCAUCAAGUCGUAUUCAACCAACAUCGACUAGUCUACCUGGAUCAAGUACUAGAAGACCAAAUAUCUUCAGAGCAAGUUCACCUAUUGCUAGGCCCAGCAUUUUACCAAGCAAUUCAAGAUUCCGUAUAAAUCCAACACAGUCAUCUUCAUUUAAUCGCGGAGGGCCAAACUCCAGUAUCAAUACAACUCCUCAUUCAGCAGAUGUCGAGGAAUCCGAUGAAGAUAAUCUGACUACAAAUGUGACAAAUUUCCCUACCGAUACAACAGGAGAUGAUGAAGUACAAACAACGACCGAAAAUAGUCGUCGCAACCAAAAUCCUCUUCUCCGCUUCAGACGACCUCUAUCUUCAGGACGCGCACAAUCUAUAAAUACAAUUGGAACGACAUCACGUCCUGCGACGAUAACCACUCGUCGAUCUCCGUUACUCGGUCGCGGGCGAACGACAUCAACAACUUCAACAACCACAACAACUCCAAAACCAAAACCAAGAACUUUCCAGCGUCCAGCAUUCACACCUCAAUCACCUUCAACUCUACCCGGUACUAGAACAAGACCUGGCAGUAGCCUUUUCCCACCAAGAGGUUUAUUCCGUCCAUCAACCACAAAUCGAGACCUUGACAAAGAGGACGAGAGUAGCGACAAUCAACUAAGUGAUGAAAAUAAAGACAUCAACGAUUUGACCAAUGAAGGUGAAGCAAACGCUGAAGACAACACUGACGACAGCAAUACACGAGAUACAAGAGAAAACAAGAAAUAUACAGUUGGAUUUCGCAAACGUGUUAAACGGCAGGUUGACUAUGGCACAAGAACGAAUAAUUAUUCGUCCAGGUAUCGGCGUCCAACACCUAUAUCUAGAAGCAUAGUAGAUGAGAGUGAAGAGCAAGAAAUACAAACAACUAGACCAAAAGUUACAACAAUUGGUAGAUUUACACCAAAUGAUAGAACAUCGAGAUUGCAAAACGUAAACUCAAACGCGAACUCGGCCAACAAAAACUCUCAAUCCAACAAUAGAAUCAGACCAACCUCAUCGUCAAGUCAAUCUGGACGAGCACAAUUUACGCUUCGAGAGAAAGACAAUCUAUCAACUAAUUCCCGCUCGAAUUUUCGUAGAGGAAACAGCAAUAGUUACUCAUCAACAAAUCGACGAAAAACACCAACCACUGUCUCUUCGCGUCCAAAAUCUCCACGGCUUCGAAACUAUUCGGGAAUAGUUACAGAAUCGCCAUAUAAUUCCAGAAAUACAAAUAGCCGAUCUCGAGCAUCUCGAGGAAGACCUACCAGCCGAACAAGAAGUCGCAAUGGUCAAGAUAAUUUGGAUUAUGCCAUCCAACCGAGUUUUGAUGGAACCAUUACGGUGACACAUCACGUACCAACUGAGAUCACUAUUCCCGUAGUCAAUGGAAAAGUGACAGAAUACAAAAAUAUCUUGACUGCUAAAGUAAGCACCGAAGUAUUAGGACCUAAACAAUACUCAACCACCAUUGGCUCUAAUGGCAAAAAUGUUAUCGUUCUGAACAACGAAAUAACAGGAAUCGGAAGUCUCGGCGCAACAGAGAUUACUCAAUUUUUCCUACAAGAAACACCAACCACAUCCAUUAUUUUCACUCCCACGACAAUUCGGGGACGAAAAACGUCAUUCUCGCACGUGGUUCCAAGUACUGUGUACAAUGUAGAGGAAGUAAUUAGUACUAUUCAGCCACAAAUCGCAGCUAAUGCACCUUUGGCAAACAUUUUAUUGUCACAGUUGCUACUCGGAAAUCUUGGUAUACCACAACAACAACAACAAAUUAAUCCAUUACUUGGAGUACCUCAGCCAAUGAUACAACAAGGACCUGCUGUCCCACAAACAGAGUUCAAAGUACGAACUACAACCUAUGUGACUACCGUAACCAACGUCAUGUCAACUGUGAUUCCACUUACUUUCCGCGGCAAAGAAAUUCUAACAACUAUUGUCGAUAACAGUGUGGAUGUCAUAACAGCAACGGAAUUUCUGACAGACACAAUUGUUUCAACGCCAACGGUGGUACAACAACCGCAACAAAUUAAUAGUUUGUUCCUGAAUCAAUUACUUCUCCAACAACAGCAACAGCAAGCACAACCACAACAACUUCUUCAACCCUUGACAAACGACCCGAUCGCUCAAAAUCUUUUUAACGAGGGUAUCAAAGUGGACAGCGAUGACUCGACACAGUCGAACAAAUUAUAUUCAGCAGAUGUGGACGACAGAGAAUAUGACGAUUAUGCAGAACAAGAUCAAUUAGAUAAUGUUCCAACAGUCAAUAAAGUCAUGGUACAGCGAAAAUCGAAUCGUAAAUACAACAACAAUCGUGCCCAGAUUUCACAGUCACCCUUAGAGUCAAGUGUAAUAACGCUGUAUGUGUCAGGCCGAAGACCAGGUGAAUUUAGCACUGUUCUAUCGACAGUAAUCUCUACUCCAGAUAGCUCACUACAGAAACGUGCUGUUGUUGAGUAUGAAGAAGUUAAACCUUCAGUAAGCAUCAAUGAUAUCGAUUUAUAUGAAUCGGAAGGAAGUGACAUUGAUGAGUACAUUUUACCAGCAAGUGAUAUCAGAAUCGAAUCCAGUAUCGAUGACAACCAUUCGGAAACUGCGAGCUUAGAGAGCAUCAUUGGGGAUGUGAGUAAAUAUAUAAAUAUGAAUGGAGAUAUCUCAAAAAUGGGCAUAACAACAACAACCGUACACGCCCAAAAACAACAAGCACCCAAAAAUACUGCUUUUUUAGCGUACUAUUCCGACCAACCGAAUAAUCAAACUACUAUUCAUCGGGGAGAAAUUUUAAGCGACAGCAAUAAAAACCUGCUGAUCGAAAUGAUGGAUGGCAGUGAUCAAUUCAAUGUACAAAAGUUCACACAACGUAGAUUUAAGAGAGAUAAUUUAUUAGCAACAGAGGACAGUGACAAUCACGAAGAACAGAAUAUUCCUCCAAAACGAAUGCUGAAAGUUCGUCGUAGAAAAAUCACAAAGAUAGUUACUGAACCGGAAAUACAAUCCACAAUGGAAGAUUCUUCGCAAACAAUUUCAGUAAAUCCGACAAGAAGGCGAAUCGUUGUGACAAAAUCACGACGAUUGAAAACUGAAGAACAGUCGAACGGUGAAUUAUUGAUGACAUCAUUUUCACCAGAUUAUGUUAAGACUGACGCAGAAACGCAACAAAUACCAAAACGUUUGCGAAAAGUGACAAUAACCAAAAGGAAACUUAUUAAACCAACAUCAAUGCAAACUACCUUAAACGCAAUUGUGACCACAUCCACAUAUCAAUCAAUCGAUGUGCCAUUUAAAACUGAUGAUGAAAACGAUCGGCCAAUUGUAAAAGUAAAGAAAUUACCAUCCAGUAAUAAGAAACAUAUUCCGAUCACUACAUCGUCAUCACCAAUUAUCCCAAUUAUCCAAACUCCAUCCCAUUUAUCCUACACAACCACAUCCGAAUAUUAUGAUACUACUGUUAAAACAACGACACGUCCACGCACGUUUACGUACGUGGUAACGCGUGUACACGAUAACGAAUCACAGAUCAUGUCAACAACAACGGUUCGUGAACAGACGAAACCAGUCACAGAAACUCUGACGAGGACUAAAACACCAAGUACCAUCGAUAACGGUCGAGCAUUGGGGUUUGGCUUGUAUAUGAUGGACAGCAACAAUAAUGGCGACGAAGCAAGGUAUAAUUUAGCUACACGCAUAAUGUCGAAUGGCGUAGAGGUUAUUGUAGCUGGUGACAAAAGUACACUACCCGGUGAACCGAACGUUUUGAGAAUACUACCGAGCAGCCACUACAAACAAACAACAAUGCCGGCUAGUACAUUGAAAGGGGAUCAUAUGGUGAUGAUGCUUCCAGAUAAUUUAGAGAUUGACGAGUUGUCCUCUUCGCUAUACGAUUUAAAUAAAUUUGUAACGCGAACUUGUUUGACAACUUAUACAUUCUUGACGACAUAUCUUCAAGAUGGUACUACAACGGUCGAAAGUAGAGAGAAAGUUAUAUCGAAUACAGCUACAGAGGAACGAAACUUGUUAAAAAUAAGUCCGACACCGACUGCCGGUUUGACCUUCACACAGACACCAAAACUGGCUAUAGGAACUUUUCCUACAACCUACACAUAUCUCAAUACAAUUUUCGAUGGUGAUCAGCCAAUUGUACUUACUUCGAAACACACUGUCACGAACACUAUUACCGCUCCUGAUGAUUACCUCUCGUUAUUGCAACCAUCAGAAUCUGUUACAGCUAUCCACGACACCAACACCUAUUACAGUACAGUAGCUUUAACGAAAACAAUACACGAUGACGAUCAGACAAAACUUAUUAGUACAGACACUGUCUUUACCCAAAUCGUGAUUACCGAAUCACUUCCAUCGAAAAUGACGUCCGUUAUGACCUCAUACGUUGCAUUUGAUGUUGAUGAUCCACUUUCCAAUGAUCUUAAAGAUUUAGCUACCACUGAUGUUGUUAAGACUUACUACGUAACUUACACUUACUUAAACACUUUACUUGACAACGGUAGUAUGAUAGUGCGAACAAACGUUUCGACAUCAUCCGAUAUAGUCACCGAGAAACUAUAUUUAUAUUCGAAAAGAACAGAAGCGGUUCAGGCCACAACACCACCUCAUGUAAUUGACUCUAAGCCGUCAAAGCCAUUCGAUUCGAUCAAUAUUUACGCAACGAAAACAUAUUUGACCACAUUCACUUACUUUACAACAUUGCUCCAAGUUAACAGCAACGAAAGGCACGGUUCCUCGACAGUUGUUGAUUCGCACACCAACAUUGUUGAGAAUGUGAUAACUGAAUCGAUUCCCAAUAGUUUAUUCCCGACUGAAUCCUUGAGUUCGUACUACUCAGCCGUACAGACAGCCAAGAAUCCAAAUGGAAUCGUGACAUUAGCUACACUACUAGAGGGUCAGACAUUAGAAGUUACAGCCGUUGCACCGUCAGAAACUAUAAAAAUGAGUUCUACGACCAAAUUUGUGGACAAACUAGUGGAAGAAAAUGUUGACGAAAAUAUAAUUCCUGAUGACGCUAGUGCAGAGGCCCAGCCUGCAACAAGCAACACGAACGGAGGACUACAAAAUAACAAAAUUGAAAAAAUCGAUAAUCCAGUGAGUGAUUUGAUUGGAUCGUUCAACUUAAACAGCCUAACUGCAUUCGGACCCAUGUUUAAUGCUUUAACCGGAUUGAUCCAGAAUAAUUUUGCCAAAAAUUCCAACGACAGAAAUACAACUAUUGUGAGACAUGUUCGAAAUGGAACAACUACCAUAAAGGAUGAAAAGGGAGAAAGUAUUGUUCCAGCUGCUUUGAAUGAUAUUAGCGGUAGAAAUCCUAUUUAUAUUCCUGUUGGUGGCAUAGGUGAUGAAGAUAUAGAGAGUGCUGAAAGUCAAAAUAUUCAGCUGCCACAAUUGAAUUCAUUUGUUCCUCCUUCACCUCCCUCUGUGAAAUGGAUUAAUGACAACGGAAAACAAGAGUUAGUUAUAGGAAAACCGAGUCCGUUACUAAGUGGAAUCGCUAUUUCUCCAGGUGAGGUCAUAACCGCUAAUUCAGAUGUGAUAAUUGGACGUCCGACUGUUGGUGUUAGCCCCAGAAUACCAUUACAUUCAGAUCUGGAUGAUAAACUGUUUUUGGAUCCACCACCAAUUCAACCGUUGCCUCAUCAUCCCAAUAAAAAUAUUCGAGAUUCGAUUCCGCUGCAAUCCAUACAAACGGAAAGCUACAUUGGCCCGCCGCCUCCCUUACAGCAACAGAAUCAAAAAAAUAGACAAAACGUACACAAAAAUCAAGUUCAUGACAGCCAUCGACCGCCCGUAAUUCCCUUCAACAAUAUACAAAAAGAUCGUGGUCACCAAGAAACUCGAUUGAGCAAUUCAAAGAACAUUUUAUCGAAUUCUUUCUUGCAUCCUCCUCCAUUGAAACCACAAGUGAAUUUUCACCAAGAACAUCAAUUCCGACAUAAACCGUCGUCACCGAACGUCCCGAAUAUACCGUUUAUUCAAUCAAAUGAUCAUCAUCACCCUCAACCGCAAAUAAAUCAUCAUAAGUCCAAGCAGCAACCUCAACAACUAUUCAAUCACUAUCAACAACAGCAACUUCAAAUAAUUCCAGUGCCAGCAAUACCAGCACAGUCACAUCCUAAUGUUCCUCCACUUAAGCAAGAUACACUAUUCGAAAUACAGCGAAUUCCAGAAGUGUUUAGUACAGAUUUGCCACCGAUUCAUGUAUUAGAGUAUCCAAUCGAACCAUCAUUACAAGCCCAGGUCCCCCAUCCAUCAACAUUCUUGCCUCUACCAGAAAUUCAACAGUCAACGGGACAAUCAUUAUUAGUGGAUAUACAACCAUCGCAAAUUGCAAAUGUUAUCAUUCCGCAUGGAAGUACAACUGCUCUUAUCUAUGGAGGAGCGAAUGAGUUGCAUAAAAAUGGACAGUAUUUUGACGAACCAUCUCCAUAUAUCGAUGCCGACAUCAACUUAUUCUACACGAAUAAGCCCAACAAGACUAACAGUAAUGUAAUAAAUGUGGAUGCACCUCAUAACCAUCAAAACACUCAUGUUAACAUCCAGCCACAUAGACCGAUCGCAGCAAAUCACGAAAUUAAUAUGAAUGCUAAUGUAUUAAGUCAAGAUGUUGACUUACACGCUCCUCCCAUCAAAUUCACUUUGAAAGAAGAAAAUUAUGCUCAACAUCCGUCUGUUAAUUUGAAUCAACACGUUGACUUUAAUGGCGUUAAUACCCAUAUAGAGCACGAGGUUGAGAUUGAUAACGUUGUCAGCUCAUCAAUACAUAAAAAUGAACAUCGACCAGUGUUGGCCCAAGGUUCAACAUCCACGACACCAAGCGAUUUGACUGACUUAUUUAAUCAACAAUCAAAUUAUGUUGUCCCUCAUUACAAUGGUCAAGACUUUAAUCGUCAACCGAACACAUACAAUUAUUAUAGCCAAAAUAACGGUGAGCCAAAUCAGAUUAACAUCAACGAGCACAUCAUCCACAAUGGUUCCUAUGUUUCCAAUAAUAUUCAAAAUGGAAAUAAUUAUUAUCACAAGAAUUCACCGAAUGUUAUAGAAUAUAACGGUCCACCUCCGAGCAGACAGAGACAACGUCCUAACGUGGCACCACUCAAUGAGGUCAAUACAAAGUCUCAAACUCCUCCAUUCUACCAUCAGUACUAUCCGCAGCAACAUGUAAAUCGACCUUCUGGAACGAACACAUUCUUCCAUUCAAAUGUACCACAGCAAUCUCAGUCAAAUCGUCCAACGCCUGGUAGAAUUGUUAACUAUGAGCAGCCACCUCAAGUCCACCAAAAACCGGUAUAUAUAAAUCUUCACGAGCAUGUUGACACUCAUGUUACUCAGCCUUCGAAUGCUCCCUCAGUGGAGGAUGUAAUCGUGGACGAACAUAAAGACGACGAUUUAGAAAACGAAGAAGGAGAAGUCAUUCAAGAGUCUAAUUCUGUUCCAGUUGUUCCUGGACAGAGACCGAAAGAUGUGUUUAACGUAGAGGUACCAACCUCAUCGCCAAAGACAAUGUUUUACGAAAUACAUCACCCAAGCUCGUACGGCGACAACAGAGUCAUUAAUACACAAACUGAAAGCAAUCAAAUAUGGAACGUAUCCGACAUCAAUAAUGUAAACACCGGUAUUAUUGGAAACAAGAAACCUAUUCGAUACCCGACAGCUCCACCAGCUAUUUUAAUCAAUGAACUGAGUCCUAACAAUUUGUAUCUUUCGACGACGGUGCCACCAAUAAAUAAAAAUCGUCAGGAGUACGGAAACCAUCAGGAGUACGGAAACGGUCAGGAGUAUGGAAAUCGGCACGAGUAUGGAAAUCAUCAGGAGUAUGGAAAUAAUCAGGAGUACGGAAACGGUCAGGAGUAUGGAAAUAAUAAGGAGUAUGGAAAUAAUCAGGAGUAUGGAAAUCGGCACGAGUAUGGAAAUCAUCGACGACCCACAGUUCCUGUGCGUCCAUUAGAGAGCCCACCUUUGCAUCCUCACGGAAGCUCUACUGCAGUUAUUUACGGUGGAACGAAUGACGUUGCUGCUCCUGAACGUCCAUUAGAAAAUCCUCCCUUGCAUCCUCACGGAAGCUCUACUGCAAUUAUUUAUGGUGGAACGAAGGACGUUGCGGCUCCUGCACGUCCAUUAGAAAAUCCUGCCUUGCAUCCUCACGGAAGCUCUACUUCAAUUAUUUACGGUGGAACGAAGGACGUUGCUGCUCCUGCACGUCCAUUAGAAAAUCCUCCCAUGCAUCCUCACGUAAGCUCUGCUAUUAUCAUCGGUGGAACGAAAGGAGUUUACAGUGGAGUUACUAGCAAUGGCAACGUACACGAACCUCGUCCAUCGCUACAGCCUCCACCAAGACCAGCUCCAGAGCGCAAACCUAUCAACCUACCAAGACCAUCUUUAGAACCGCCAACUCAACGCCCAUCGACAAAUCCUUUCGUAGUAUCUAAAAACACAAUUGGUUUCAGCAAAAAUCGGUUGCAAAUAUCAAUGCCUAUUGAUACUACUGGUUUGGACUUCUUACCAAGCUUAGGUCAAACUGAAAAGCCAUUUAAUCCGCAAUACACAUCAACAGCGAAAGGAAAUCCAUUUGUUACGAGAAUACCAACAUCAUUCACAACCGUCAGACAAACAACUACGAUGAGUUCCACAUUGUCCUCAAAGACAACAACAACAUCAACAACUCCAUUACCGUCUACUAGUCCGGAACCGACAACAACAAAAGCGACAGUAAGAAGACCAGUUGAAAAAAUUCGAUUCGGCACCCAGACAACACAAAAUACAGUUUCUAAAGUGGAGAUUAGUUUGAAUACCGGUGAAAUUACCACAAAGAAACCGAUUGAGAAUUACGUUACUACUGAUGAAAGUGAGCCAUCGGGUGGCAUAUUCCAUGUUCAGGAAUCAAUUAAUCCGCACAAUUUUGCAUUUGUGAACGAAGAAAAAUUACCCAAUCGUAUUCAUCAUCAUCGUUUUGAUGCGCAAGAUGACAAAGCAAAGCACCAACAAGAUAAUUUGAAAUUGAACUACCCAGAACCUUCUGCAGAUAUGAUGCCUCCACCUCCGACUAAAUACCAUGAAAAUAUAGUUCCAACUUCCACAGAAGAGGUAAUGGGAUUGAAUCCACCUCCACUGCCCACAAAUGACGUAAUUAGUCAGGGUGGCAUAAAAAGUUCAACAUUGCUUCCACCUUACACUCAAAUAUCAAACGCUACCACACAAAAUGGAUUCCGUCCAACAAAUCGCCCUUACAGAUAUGAAAAUGUAUACCGUACACCGCAACGAACGGAAACAACAACUAUUAGAACUCGUACACGCGGCACUACCAACCAGCCUUAUCAACCAGUCACUCGAGGAACGCUGAAACCAAUUCCAUUGUUAGAACAAUCAGAAACAAACAGUGAUCUCAGUGUUCAAAAACCGCCAAGAAUAUACGAAAAUCGUAGGCGUCCGGAUAUACGACCGACUCCAAGUGUAACCACUCCGAAAAACUCAAUAAUUUCACCUCAAGUAAACGACGAUAAGCCGGACCAUCAAAAUCAAACAAAUACAAGACGAUACGAAGGCCAUAAUCGUCAAUAUACUCAACUAAACACAAAGUACAGAUUACCAAGCGAGAUUCUCAUUCUCGGCACGGAACAAUCGUUUAACGAAGAUCAAACGUCAUCCAGUUCAACUACAUCACUACCGACAAGACGGACACAGAUAUUAACGAAAGAUGAAUACAAAACUAUCUUAUCAACGCCUAUUUCUACUGAAAGGACGACAGGAACCACUGUUGUAGAGACACCAAAUGAUUCUGUAAUCGACCAACCUGCUAAUUCCGAUACAACUUCCUCACUAUUAAAAACCAAAUCUCCGCUAGUCAUUCUGCCCACUAGAUACAUCACAAACACUAAAACACUCACUGUUACGACCACGAAAACGACAGUUAUUCGAAGUCAAGGCAUUACAACCACCUUGACAUUAACUUUAACUAAAACGUCAACAAUUAUCGAUACAAUCACCCAUCAAAUCACUCAUACGCUGGUUCAACCAACUAUUGUUACGACAUCACUAAUGCCAGAAGAUAAAAUUGUGGCUACAUCUACUGUUCAAGAAGUGCCAGUUUUCUCUCAUUAUCCAUCCUUCCCGGGUCAAUCAAAUUUGAACUAUGGCGAUAACGCUGAACAUCAUCCGACAUUCUUAGAAGAUGAAGCGAAUUUGGAUGAGUUCAUAAUCAAUUACGAUGAAGAAAUAAAAGUAAAAAAAUCGUCAAAGCCACAUCAACAACAAAAUGUCUCACAAGCAAAUGAGAAUGAAAGUAUUUUUGUGGUCAUGACUGACCAAAAGCAACCAUCCACAAUUAACAUCAAUCCUUCAAUGAUUGAUAAACCCCAUCGAAUUAACGCAAUGUCUGACAAUGACAAAUUGAAUGAAAUAGAGGAUUCGGGUGACUCAAAUAAUGACGACGUGGUUAAUCGAGACGAAGAUGAUAUGACGAAAGAUGUGAAUAAUGUAUUAUUGGGUGGUAUUCUGAUUGCUUCUCCACCCCGAUCGGAUACACCGAAAAUGUUUAAUACAAACGAAUGUCGACCCGAUUGUAAGGCGUCACGAAACGAACUAUGUCAGAAGAUUGAGGGACAAAUGAAAUGUGUUUGUCGUCCAGGCUUUGCUAGAAUGUUCCCUGAUCGACCUUGCAAACCUACAUACACGUACACCAUUAGUCUUCCACUUGUAAGGCAUGGCAGCGAAAAACUAACGUUUGAGGAAGCCCUGACCAAAAACACUUCCCCGAAAUAUACUCAUCUAUCUCAAGUUGUACAUGAUGGACUUGAUCGAAUGGUUAUGCAAUCUGAUCUUCGCGAUAUUUAUCACGGCGUUCAUCUUAUUGAAUUUAGAAAUAGUUCCGCACACAGCCAUCCUGAGCUCGAUCAACAAGCCGAUGGCAGUGGCUUGACAAGUGUUUUUUAUCUCCAACUAUCAGACAAUUAUGAUGAUAUGCGUCUUUUGGACAUUUUCCAUAAAUACUUACGGAAUAAUAAUUACAGCCUCGGCGGUACUGAUCUGUAUUCAUCGAAUGCCCUCAUUGAUGAUAUGACCGCGACAGAUUUCGAUGAAUGCGUCAACUUCAACACUAAAUUCAAUGAUUGUUCGGAAGAUGCGCAUUGCUUCAAUUUGCGUGGUACAUACACGUGUAGUUGCAAAGAAGGAUUUGCUGAUUUAUCGGGUAAUCCCAUUUUUCCGGGACGCAUCUGUUCGGCCGAAUUAAUUGGCUGUGAAAAAUGUAACUAUCACGGCACAUGUUAUUCACGCGGCGACGAUCAAAUGCUAUGCGAAUGUUUCCAAUGGUAUGCCGGAAACAAUUGUCACGUUAAUUUGAAAGUGAUGCUGAUUGCGCUUAUCACUGUUGGAUUGAUUUUGUUCUUAUUGUUACUCAUCUGUUUGAUAAUGACGUGCUGCAAGCGUAAGCGACCGAAUAAUCGAACAUUAGUGGGAAUGGGAUUGGUUUCGAAUAAGUUGGUGACGAAUCAGCGAACUAUGGACCGAAGGGCUAUGAUCCAGGAAACCAGUAGUGAGACUAGUGAUGAUACACACACAUUGCCAUACGACAGAAAUAAGCAAAAUCAGUUGAACAAAAGCCAACAAAGCAGGAGCAAUUUGUCGCUCAACAAUAAGUUCACUAUUGCAACGCAAAAUUCGAGUGCCGGGCAUAGUGGUACACUGGGAAUGGAGCAGAAAGAUAGAUCACUCACAGUGAUGAUACCACGCGCAAAAUAUCAUCCAGCUGCUCCACCUCCGCCUCCAAUCGUAGUAGCAACAACUCGUUACAACAUGGACUCAGCACCUUCGGUGUGCAGUACCACUGAGGCAAAGUUACUAAGUUACUUGGACGCAAGUCCGACAGCAACAACUGAUCAUCCUCGCAAAAAGUCAACUACAAAUCCUUUGAAUAAGCACGGUGCAUUGAAUACUACUUCAACAGGUGCACUUAUAUCGGCUGGCUUUGAGGUGUCAGCUACUGUUGGCACGGAAAACGAUUUAUUCGAAAAGAUUUGGCUUUACAACAAACUGAAAUCUGAUGAGCCCGGAUUCCAACAACUACAGGAAAAAUCAAUAAAAAGCGAUGAUGUUGACAGUCGUCAUUUAGAUGCAAAAACAGAAGUGGCGUCGACCAUUACUGGGAACGGGGAAAAAGUGCUGAUGAGUCCGAUGGGUGAAUGGAUGGAUAUUGACACUCACAACGAAAUGACAAUGUCCGAGGCGAGGUCAUACUAUGAGACAACUAUUCAACCAUCGACAAAGACAUUCCGACAUACGGCUGGUAGUAAUAAGGCGCCAUCACGAAAUAAUGAGGAGGCAAAUACGAUGGCUGAAAGAGAUUUGGGAUCAACUUUUUUGCUGCCGCACACACAUUUGUAUAAACCAGAUCGAGGCAGCGACAUAUCUGGAUUUGAUUCUCUAUAAAGAAACGAUUUUCGCCAGGUAUUCAGAGUCAUCAAAACCGAAAAUACGAAACAGGUAUAUAGAAAAUAGACACAUUCAAAACUCGAAUCGUUUGUGACGUAAGUCCAUAUUGUGACGCUAAUUUAUUUAAUUUAUUUGUAAAAAUGAUUAUAAAACAAAAAACAGAAAAAAAAACAUAAUUUUGCGUAUGCAAACGGCUAUUACAGUGGAAUCAAAAUAGAAUUUUUUUUUUAAACUAACUAGUCCAUUGAACUCAAUUCAUUGCAAAUUUUACCUAAAAAUUAAUUCGAUUUAAUAGAUUUAUAAGUUAACAGCAAGAACUCAGUGAAAUUGAUGAAAAAAACAGCAUAAUUUCUAAUUAAUUCGCAUACUAAGAGUCAGUAUUCUUUAAAAAAAAUUAUGAUUAGAGAUCCAGCUCAACCAGAACAUGACAUCAGAUGACAUCAUUCACAUACCUGAUUGGUAAUAUCAAGAUUAAUAAUAAGGACGAAUGAGAUGAGAAUUGAUUUGAAAUUCAAAAUUUAGUGAUAAACGAUCAAAAAAAAUGUUUUUCUGACUCUUCUAAAUAAAAAACCGAAUAGAUCGAUUAACUGACUUUGAGACUAGGUCAAACUGUUGCAUACGCUGUAAAUGAUUAAAGUGACACAUAAUUUUGUAAAUUGAUGUUGAAGUGUGCCAAAAUAUGAAUUUAAUUUCUUCGCAUGAAAAUAGUUUAUUAUUAAUAACUUAUCCGAGACAGAUGAGCGCUGACACUGUUUAAUUUAAAUAAAUGUUGUUGAUAAAAAUCGGCCAGCGACUCAAUGAGUGGACUUUUUUGAAUGUCUGUCUUGAGUAUGAGAGUAUUAUGUUUUGAAAGCCUACCACUUUUGAUGUUUCACAAUUUUUUUCUUUUUAAUUUAUUUAAACUAACUUUUCUCCACUUAUUUAAUUUAUUUAUUUAUUUAUUAUUUUGACAACAAAAAUUGUGUA
Molecule: messenger RNA, 18262 nt
Organism: Bradysia coprophila
Lineage: Eukaryota; Metazoa; Arthropoda; Insecta; Diptera; Sciaridae
Molecular function (GO): calcium ion binding
Source: RefSeq, a predicted model, not a curated record